AUCGUUUUCGCGUUCGCGCACCUUCGACAACCUACCCUCUCUUCUUCCUCUUCCUGUCCUGCUUCCUCUCGCAACGCCACAGCCAUUGACACCUCGCCCACCCAACCCCGUAUCCUACACCGGUGUCAUCGCGGACAGCAUCACCGCCAAGAUGCCUAAAUUCUUCUGCGACUACUGCGAUGUCUACUUGACGCACGACUCGAUGAGCGUGCGCAAGGCUCACAACAGCGGCCGAAACCACCUGCGCAACGUCGUCGACUACUACCAACAGAUCGGCCACGAGAAGGCUCAGUCCGUCAUCGACUCCAUCACCUCCUCCUACGCCGCCGAGGGCCAGGCCCACGCCAAUCCCAUGCUCCCCCAGAACCAGCCCGGCGCCCACGGCCAUCCAGGCGGCUUCCCGCCCCCGCCCCUCCCCUUCAGCUUCCCCGCCGGAAUGCCUCCUCCGCCUUUCCCAGGCAUGCCGGGAUUGCCACCACCACCCUUCCCCCCGGGGCCUAAUGGUCUCCCUAUACCGCCCCCGGGCGCCGGCCUGCCGUUUCCUCCGCCAGGAGGCCUGCCGUUCCCACCUCCUGGUGCCGCUGCUGGCGCCGGCGCUCCGCCCUUCCCAUUCCCUGGAAUGCCGCCACCAGGACAAGUCUUCCCCGGCGGGCCGAUCCCCCCGGUGGCCCCUGGUGGCUUCCCCCCUCCACUUGGUGGACCGCCCGGUGCCCCCGGAGCCCCUGGGCGGUAGAACUGCGAGAGAGAGGACAAACCGUUACGAUGGUAUUGGCAAGAGCCGGGAAAGUCGCCUAGAAGAUGACCGCCCCGACAGGGGGACAACCGCAAGGGCAAUUAGAGGCGCCCCUCAAAGAAGGGAGAGUGGGGAGGGGGGGACAUAGGACGGUUUAGGACGCGUAUUCCCGCUCGAGGGCGACACCUCUGGCCCGACCGGCAACGAACUCCACGUUUAGCGAAAGGCCUACCGUCUCGAGCGUACGUGACGAUGCGCGGAUAGGAAGAGAGAAGCUAAUUCGAGACACUCUCGUUGCGGCUC
Molecule: messenger RNA, 1036 nt
Organism: Durotheca rogersii
Lineage: Eukaryota; Fungi; Ascomycota; Sordariomycetes; Xylariales; Xylariaceae
Product: U1 zinc finger-domain-containing protein
Exons: 4
Coding region: 152-733 (193 amino acids)
Biological process (GO): mRNA splicing, via spliceosome; mRNA 5'-splice site recognition; spliceosomal snRNP assembly
Cellular component (GO): U1 snRNP; nucleus
Molecular function (GO): zinc ion binding; pre-mRNA 5'-splice site binding
Source: RefSeq, a predicted model, not a curated record